Diospyros lotus (date-plum) is the source of this 2854-nucleotide messenger RNA. Its product is annotated as probable galacturonosyltransferase 7. The record is from RefSeq and is a predicted model, not a curated record. The coding region runs from base 330 to 2306 and encodes 658 amino acids. The transcript has 10 exons. Gene Ontology annotation, molecular function: polygalacturonate 4-alpha-galacturonosyltransferase activity. Lineage: Eukaryota; Viridiplantae; Streptophyta; Magnoliopsida; Ericales; Ebenaceae.
UGUAUAAUUAUAAUUACGAAACGCGAGUAGUGAUCCGUGGGGCGGGGAUCGAUCGGAGGAGCAGGCAACCAUAAAUAAAAGGAGAAGGAAGAUCGGAGCGUCGGUCGGCGCUGCCACUUGCGUACGAAUCAUUGCUGCUUCCGGUAAUGCAGCCAUUCGCCGGCAUUGGAGCGCGGACGCUUCAGAGUCCGUCCGUUGUCCCGUGAUUGAUAGAUUCACCGAUUAGGUCGGAGAGGAAUUGUAGUUGCUGCUUCCGCAAUCACGAAUCUGAGGGCGGAGAAGAAGAACGACGAAAGGCCGAGAGGAGAAUCUGUAUGUGAAGGAGGGAGAUGAAGGGCGGGGGUUCGUCAUCGUCAUCGUACGGCAGUCUCCCUCCGGCGAAGAGGCGGUGGAGAGGCCUCGUGGUCGGAGUGCUCGGCCUCGUUCUGCUUUCCAUGCUUGUUCCCCUCGUCUUCCUGCUCGGCCUCCACAACGGCUUUCACUCUACUCCCGCAUAUCCAACCGAACAACGAACUUCAGAUUCUAUUGAUCUUAAAGUUUAUGAUCGACACAGCAGGGGUAAAUCUGGGAAUCAGUCUAAGGGAGACCAAUCAACAGCACAUGUAGAUGACCUCAUCAGAAGAUUGGAACCAACUCUUCCUAAGGAUUUUAAAAAAGAACCAGUCAAGGCAGCUGUUAACAAUACUAUUGGAUCUACUGUGUCUUCUGAUGCACCAAAACCACGUCACAGAGAAAAUAGAACUAGAACUGGCAGAAUUGUUGAAGUUGCUGAACAUAUGACAACUAGAGCUGGUGGAAAGGUCGAAGUUGCUGAACAUAUGACAACUAGAACUAGUGGAAUGGUUGAAGUUGCUGAACAUAUGAAAAGUGUCACUGAUGAGAUUGAAAAAUCAUGUGAAGUGAAAUUCGGGAGCUACUGUCUAUGGCGUCAAGAACAUAGAGAAAAAAUGAAAGAUGAUACAGUGAAGAAAAUGAAGGACCAACUUUUUGUGGCUAGAGCUUACUAUCCUAGUAUUGCAAAGCUUCCAGCACAUGAAAAAUUGUCCCGUGAGAUGAAGCAAAAUAUUCAAGAGUUUGAGCGACUUCUUAGUGAAACUACCACAGAUGCAGAUCUCCCUCGCCAGAUUGAGGACAAACUACAAAAGAUGGAAACCGUAAUAGCCCAAGCAAAGUCAUUUGUUGUGGACUGCAAUAAUGUUGACAAGAAAUUGAGGCAAUUAGUUGAUCUGACAGAGGAUGAAGCUAACUUCCACAUGAAGCAGAGUGCCUUCCUCUACCAACUUUCUGCCCAAACUAUGCCUAAAAGUCUUCACUGUCUGUCGAUGCGACUGACUCUGGAAUAUUUCAGAUCUCCUCCUCCUGAUAUGGAGCCGUCAGUGGCUGAUAAAUAUAACAAUCCAGCAUUGCACCACUAUGUUAUAUUCUCCAACAAUGUACUAGCAUCAUCUGCAGUAAUUAACUCAACUGUAAUGCACUCAAAAGAAAGUGGGAAUCAAGUCUUUCACGUGCUGACAGAUCAGCAGAAUUACUUUGCCAUGAAGCUUUGGUUCUAUGAAAACACUUACAAGGAUGCUACUAUACAUGUAUUGAAUGUUGAAGAUUUUAAUCUGAGUGACAUGGAGGCUACGGCAUUACAUAUGUCCUCCGCUGAAGAAUUUCGUAUUUCCUUUCCCAGCACUGAUACACUGUCUACAACUCAUAUUAGAACAGAAUACAUCUCUAUUUUCUCUCAUUUACAUUAUCUCCUUCCUAAAAUCUUUGGGAAUUUUAAGAAAGUUGUGGUUUUAGAUGACGAUGUUGUCGUCCAACGAGACUUGUCAGCCCUCUGGAGCCUGGACAUAGAGGGAAAAGUGAUUGGUGCUACACAGUUCUGUGCUGUGAGGUUGGGUCAGCUGAGGAACUUUUUGGGUGACAAUAUCUCCAACACAAAUUCCUGUGCUUGGAUGUCUGGAUUGAAUGUUGUUGAUCUAGUUAGGUGGAGGGAGCUAGAUGUCACAGAAACAUUUUGGAAAUUGGUACAAAAGCAGCCAAACGCAGGGGAGGAAUUAUUUCAAGCUGCUGCACUACGCGCAAGCUUGUUUGCUUUUCAAGGCCUAGUUCAUGCUCUUGAUGAUACAUGGGUAUUGUCAGGACUGGGCCAUGAUUAUAGCCUGGAUACUGAAUCCAUUCAGAAGGCUGCAGUCUUACAUUAUAAUGGAAAUAUGAAACCAUGGAUCGAAAUGGGCAUUCCAAAAUACAAGGGUUACUGGAGGACAUUUGUGAACCGAGAAAAUCAUUUCCUAAGCGAUUGCAACGUGAACCCAUGAAGAGGCUACCCCGGUGGCUCAUCACUCAAAAAUACGGACAAUAUAGGAAUCCGAGAAGCAGGGGCCUUGUGAUGUCUAUUUUUCCUUGAUGCAACAGGGUUUUCACCUGAGCAAGUUUUUUGGUGGGGUGGCAUGGAAGUAGUUACAGCCACAAAUGUUUGUUAUGGUGAAUAAAGGUGGGGGAGGGAGGGAUGAAAAUUUUGUCUAGUUUCUGACAGCAGGCAGAAGCAAGAGUUUUAGAGGCAGCUACUGUUCGUAGGACUGGAGGAGAAGUUGAUAAAGACAGAAGACAAGGUUGACAUGCAAUUUCAUGGACAACCUCUCGUGGAGACUUUAAGAAGAGGAAGAGCUCAAGUUCUCUCUCUGCAUUUUUUUUUAUUGUAUUGUUUGGUAGUUUGUAUGAAGAAGCAAAAAAAGCAAUGUGGGAUUUAUGUGAUCCUGUACAUAGGGCAGCAGCAGCGGCAGCAGCGCUGUUUGCAGGGUUUCCUGAAGGAUUACCAAAACGACCACAAUAUUAUUGUUGGGUUAGAUAUCAUAACAAUUUGUUC